AUGAUCGAUGCCACGUUAAAUAUCUCUAUGAACCUGUACACUACAAAUCCAAAGACCGAAAUUUUCUCCGGCACCUAUGUCAUUGGAUCCUUUGCCUCGGAAGCGAUCAUCAUGGCGCGAACGCUAGCAUUGUACGAUUUUUCAUAUUUCGUCGUUUUUGCAAUGAGCGCAACUGGCCUCGGCAUCGUUAUUCCCUCUAUCAUCAUAUGCUACUCGUUCCUCACGAAGAUUACCUACCCGGACGCUGCAAUUCUACACCUCAUCGGCGGGUGCAUACCCACUGUAGAGGACCGGCCGGUUUGGGUGUUGUAUAUGUGUCUGAUAAUAUCGGAGACGGGUGAGUCCGAGUCUGCCCCGUCUACUCACGUGGACAAAACUCAUCGGUCUCCGCUGGUGCACACCAUGUACCGCGAUGGAGCCCUCUACUACAUACUCCUACUAGCGGUCUCGGUCCUAAACCUAUGCUUCAUGCUACUUGCACCGCAAGCAGCCUCGGGCCUUAUACAAAUGCCCUUCCGAAUCAUCCACAGCGCUCUAUGCAGCCGCGUCCUUCUCAACCUGCGCAAGGUCGCUGCGAAGCUGACGGACAUGAGCAUCGAAGACUUUCGCCAGAGCCGUAUCGCGUUUGGACCGGGCAUUCUCGACCGCCAACAUUCGUCCUACCUGAUGGAUCUUGAGCUGGAUACGCUUGAGGACUACAGGUGA
This is a messenger RNA of Trametes versicolor FP-101664 SS1, 705 nucleotides long. RefSeq lists its product as uncharacterized. The record is from RefSeq and is a predicted model, not a curated record. Bases 1 to 705 code for a protein of 234 amino acids. NCBI's taxonomy places the organism in Eukaryota, Fungi, Basidiomycota, Agaricomycetes, Polyporales, Polyporaceae. The transcript is spliced from 12 exons.